Messenger RNA from Alternaria alternata, 758 nucleotides. RefSeq lists its product as hypothetical. NCBI's taxonomy places the organism in Eukaryota, Fungi, Ascomycota, Dothideomycetes, Pleosporales, Pleosporaceae. Gene Ontology annotation, cellular component: fungal-type vacuole membrane. The transcript has a single exon. The record is from RefSeq and is a predicted model, not a curated record. The coding region runs from base 186 to 584 and encodes 132 amino acids.
CGUACCAGAGGUGAUAGUGCUGAUGCGAGUAAGGUUUCCCGUUCUCAUAUGGCGUGUUCCAGGAGUACUAUUCGACCCAUGAGCCUUUCGCUGGUUCCGACAACAUUGCUGUCGUUGGCUCCUGCGCUAUGGUAUGUCAUACGCUAACACAAACCUCAUGAUAUACUGACUCGUAAUAGGGUAUCAUGUACCUCAACCUAAUCGUCAUCUUCUCCAUGCUGAAAGUAUGGCCGCAUCUUCAGCGUUGGGCUACGGCAGGCGGUCUGCUCGUCAUGUGUCUUGCCCUCAGCCUCAGCUCUCUCUGCAACAACACUAUUGAGCUCAUAGUCUCACAAGGAGUCAUAUACGCCCUCGGAGGUAGUUUGACUUACUCGCCUUGUAUCCUGUACAUGGAUGAGUGGUUCGACAAGCGGAAGGGUUUGGCAUACGGAAUCAUGUGGGCGGGCACCGGCCUAGCCGGGGUGAUACUACAAUUACGCGUCAAAAGUUUUGCAACGCUAGCGCCAAAUCUCUCCCCCACCAUCACCACCACCACAACAACAACCCACUAUAACUAUGUCAACACCGCGUGUUUUUGGACGUGAGAUAUCGCAAAAUGUACGGCGUAAGCCAAAUAUGAGUCUUUCCGAGCGCAAUAUAGCCAUCGGGAUGUGGAAAGCUGGCUGUACGAUGGUAGAGGUGGCGGACGCGUGCGGGCGCUCGAAAUCCACCAUAUCGCGCCUUAUCAAGAAGGCCACCACAACGGGCACAACAGAAGA